This is a messenger RNA of Chlorocebus sabaeus (green monkey), 2134 nucleotides long. RefSeq names its product cilia and flagella associated protein 263 (gene CFAP263). Lineage: Eukaryota; Metazoa; Chordata; Mammalia; Primates; Cercopithecidae. Gene Ontology annotation, biological process: cilium assembly. The record is from RefSeq and is a predicted model, not a curated record. Gene Ontology annotation, cellular component: axoneme; ciliary basal body.
UCGCAGCCGGAGUGACGUGUGGCCGCCGGCACCCGGAGCUCCUGGGCACACGGCAUUGGCAGGGACCACUUCGGCAGAGUGAUGACUGAUGAUGAGAUCGAGAGCGUCCUCUCCGACUCCCAUGAAGGGUCGGAGCAGGAGCUGCCUGUUAUCCAGCUUUGCGGGCUGGUGGAGGAGCUCAGCUACGUAAACUCUGCUCUCAGAACUGAGACUGAGAUGUUUGAGAAAUAUUACGCUAAACUGGAGCCCAGGGAUCAGCGACCUUCACGAUUAUCGGAAAUUAAAAUGUCAGCAGCAGAUUAUGCACAGUUUCGAGGCAGGCGUAGAUCCAAAUCCCGAACAGGUGUGGACCGUGGGGUGGGCCUGACUGUCGACCAAAAACUUGAGCUGGUACAAAAGGAGCUUGAAGACACGAAGGAUGACUUAUGGCACAUGAGGGCAAAUGCGGAACGCGACAUGCAGCAUCACGAGGCGAUCAUUGAGGAGGCUGAAAUUCGAUGGAAUGAAGUUGCGAGAGCAGUGCAUGAGUUUGAAAAAGAUAUUCUAAAAGCCAUAUCCAAGAAGAAAGGGAGUAUUUUGGCCACUCAGAAAGUGAUGAAAUACAUAGAGGACACGAACCGCCGGAGGGAUAAUAUGAAGGAGAAAUUGCGUUUGAAAAAUGUUUCUCUCAAAGUUCAGAGGAAAAAACUGCUUUCACAAUUGAGGCAGAAAGAAGAGGUGGGUGAGGCCCUUCAUGAUGUUGAUUUUCAGCAGUUGAAGAUAGAGAACGCUCAAUUUCUCGAAACAAUUGAAGCAAGGAAUCAAGAACUGACCCAGCUAAAGCUCUCAUCUGGAAAUACUCUGCAGGUCCUCAAUGCCUACAAAAGCAAGCUUCACAAGGCAAUGGAAAUAUACAUCAAUCUGGACAAGGAGAUCUUGCUGAGAAAAGAGCUACUUGACAAAAUUGAAAAAGAAACACUACAAGUAGAGGAGGACCGGGCCAAAGCCGAGGCAGUGAACAAGCGGCUCCGGAAGCAGCUGGCUGAGUUCCGGGCACCACAGGUGAUGACUUACGUCCGGGAGAAGAUCUUAAAUGGGGACUUGGAGAAGAGCAUCAAGAUGUGGGAAAGGAAAGUGGAGAUAGCAGAGUUUCUAGGACGUUUGUUCAAAGAAUGAAUGAAGACAUGCAUUCAACUGCUGUGGACCAGGGGAAGCUACUAGUGGAGUCAGGGGCGCUGCAGCUGUGCACACAGGCAUGCAGUGUGGGAGCAUCGCUGGUGCAUCGCCUGACUUCUGAGGAUGCUUAACUUUUCGAACCACAGCAAACUUCAUUAUAGAACCUAUUUUCCAGAGCACGUAUACAAGAUAGUACUGUGUUGAGGAAGAAAUGAGGUGCACCUAGGAUCAUCAAAAUCUUCACUCCACCCCCAACCUCCUAUCCCCACUUUUUUGCCACUGACAGAUGAGCCCAUUGGAAAUAAGCCAGUAAGUCUUCCUGGGACCUCCUUCAGCUCCUUCUCCAGGGAAAAGGCAGAAUGCAAAUACAGUUUUCGAUCUUGUGUGAAUUUGGAGAAUGUGCAAUGUAGAGAGGCCCCGUGUGCAUUUCAUGGCAGAUCCAGAAAAUAAGGUUUAAUGAUGAGAAAAGAAGGAAAUGAUUGUCAAAAUAUGACUUCAUAAGGUACAGCCCCAGGGGACCUACUUUGGCAGUAAAGAUAAUUAAGCUUAGAUUUUUAAAGGUCAAUUUUAACCAGCUUGUGAGGCAAAUGGUAACCGUAACAUCAUCAUAACCCUCCGUAUCUAUGGCAACUGAAUUUCUCAGCCGUAAUUAAACAUAAAACUACAACUACUGCAUUGGUCCCAGCACCAGCUGCAAAUACGUAUAUGAGAACAAAGUAGGCAAACUUGAGAUAUCCUUUUGGAAUAUUCUGGCCAUUUACUGGGAAAACAAGCAACAGAAGCUGCUGUUAAACCUGCUGCUAAUGACGCCAGGUUGCCGGUCCACCAACCUGCCUCUGGGACCUUGUGUGAGAGGAAGACUGAUCCCAAAUCAAUUGCUUUUCAUUCAUAUAUUGGUUAUAAGCUGUAGAGCAAAGGUAGCAAAAGAAAAAAAAGGUGAUUAUUUGGAUAUUUGAAUUAUCUUUUUAAAAGUAUAUUU